Molecule: messenger RNA, 348 nt
Organism: Lasiosphaeria miniovina
Lineage: Eukaryota; Fungi; Ascomycota; Sordariomycetes; Sordariales; Lasiosphaeriaceae
Exons: 1
Molecular function (GO): double-stranded DNA binding; histone methyltransferase activity; protein binding
Source: RefSeq, a predicted model, not a curated record
AUCUUUGCGGGAACUUGGAUUGCUGUGUACCUUGGCGAGGUCAUCCCCGAGGGUGAGACUGAAAAGAGCCGCCAGAAAUCCAUGUACAGCUUCACCGUGCCGGCCAUCGGAAACGGCGACACGCAGCGCGGCGGCGCUCCUGGAUUCGAGAUUGACGGACGGUACUACGGCGGCAUGGCGCGCUUCUUCAACCACGACUGCAUGCCCAACAUGCGCGCCUCGCCCGAGCAGGUCGGCAAGAUGCGUUUUAUCGCAUUCCAAGCUGCGCGCGACAUCCACGCCGGCGAGGAGCUCACCUUACACUACGGCAUAGAGUUCUUUCACGACCACGGGCUGAAGUGCUACUGC